UUAAAAACUGACAAGUAAUUAGUUAGCUAGUUAGUUAGUUAGCCAGUAGGCUAGCUAGCUAAUUAACGUUAGCUAGGUUUGGUAGUCUUCAAAUGCUAGCUUACGUUAGCUAAGGCUAACCAAAAAUACAAAACUCCCCCAAAAGCUUCGUCUCCAGGAAGAUGGGCUCGACUUUCUUUGUAUUUUUUGGUGUGAAGAAGCUGUUAUAGAAAUGUUGAAACGGGGAGCGAGUGGGAAAUCUAGCUACAGUCCUUAUUCAACCAGCCAGAGGGUGAAGAAAUCAGACAAUAAGACCAAACUGGACAUCUUACCUAGUAGACCCAAUGUGUGGCUCAAACAGCUGUCCAUUCUUCAAGAGCAGCCUCGGAAAGAUGCUGGGGACUCCAGCACUUCUUCUACUUCUUCAUCUUCUUCGUCCAAUCCAGCCAACCUCUGUCCAUUACCCGCAGACAUCCCAAGCUGCCCGGGCACUCCCUCUGCCCAGCACUCCAAGCCGGUGGGCUGCCCAUCGCCUGUGGGCACCCUGAAGAGACCCACAGCCCUGAGCCGCCACGCCAGUGCCGCGGGCUUUCCUCUCCAGUCAUGGGUGUUCAGUAAAGGCCAGGGCCGUGCGGCCAUCGCCCAGAGCCCACAGGCUGAGACGGUGGAGACGCCGGCCAUCAUCGAGGUGGAGGACAUCCCCUCAUUGUUGCGCGUAGUGGCCCGUUUUGCAGAGGCUGUGGAGAAACUGAAAGACGUGGUGCUUGAAGACAAGCAUGAGAACCGGCGGCCGCUGGCUCACGAGUGUCUCGGGGAAGUUCUGCGGAUCCUGCGACAGGUCAUCAGCAUGUACCCCCUUCUCAACACAGUGGAGACCCUCACAGCUGCUGGAAAGCUCAUCUCCCAGGUCAAAGGUUUCCACUAUGAAAGCUGUGUUGAAUCUGAGAAGAAGGACUUUGAGAAAGCCAUUGAGACCAUUGCAGUCGCUUUCAGCAGCAAUGUGUCGGAGCUGCUGAUGGGGGAGGUUGACAGCAGCACUCUCUUGUCUGUACUUCCCACAGAAAAGAGCAGGUCUAUGGAGAAUCUGUACAAAAUCUCUGGUCAGGAAUCCUUACAAACACGGAGUGACUCUUCUGAAUUAGUAAUGAGUUCAGAGGAAGUGGACAUCCUUUUGCAGCGUAGUGAAGGUGGGGUGGACUCUGCUCUCACCUAUGCCAAGACCAUUUCCAAGUACAUGAAGGACCUCAUUGGAUAUGUUGAGAAACGAAUCUCUCUUGAGUUGGAGUUUUCUAAGGGCCUUCAGAGACUGUACCAGGCUUGUAAACAGACCAUCACACAGCCACACAUGCCUUUCUACUCGAUCUACUCUCUGGCUCUGGAGCAGGACCUGGAGCAGGGUACUGGAGUACAGCAAGCUGCAGCUACCCUGCACAACCAGACCUUUAUACAGCCUCUAAUGCAGAGGAAGCAGGAGCACGAGAAGAAACGGAAAGAGAUAAAAGAACUGUGGCUCAAAGCCAAGAGAAAACUGAUGGAUUCAGAGGCCAAUCUGAAGCGAGCUAAGCAGGUGUACAUCACUCGCUGUGAGGAGUAUGAGAAGGCCAAGAUGGCAGCUAGCAGAGCUGAGGAGGAGGGCAGCAGCUCCACCGCUAAAGCCCUGGACAAGAAGAAACGCCUGGAGGAUGAGGCUCGCAAUAAGGCUGAGGAGGCCGAGGCUACGUACCGAACUCUCAUUGCAGACGCCACCACGCAGCACCAGGAGCUGGAGCACAUCAAGGUCACAGUGCUGAGACAGAUCCAGGAGGUCAUUAAGCAGAGUGACCAGACGCUUCGCUCGGCCACGAUUUCCUACUACCAGACUAUGCAUGUGCAGACAGUGGCCCUGCCAGUACACUAUCAGACGCUGUGCGAGAGCAGUAAGCUGUAUGAUCCGGGUCAGCAGUACGCCACCCACGUCAAAGACCUGCAGAUGAGUGAGGAGCCUGAAGUCCAUUACAACUUUGAACCAUUCUGUCCCUCCAGCAGCCAGCAGGCAGCCAGAAUGCGCACGGACAGCUCCAACACAGAGGCUGCAGCUCACAGCAGCACUGAAGCGUCCGUCACAGCAGGAGAAGAUCCAGCCUCCUCUCAGAAAGAGGAGAACAGAAAGGUACGUGGUCACUUGACUCAUAAAUCAUGGGGCUCCACUGCCAGUGACACAGAUGUUGUGUGUGGAGGCAGCGGACUGGGCUCCCCCACCACCAGCACAGGAGACAUCAGUAAAAUGGCACGGACAGCUUCUACAGGAACCAUGUCAUCCAACGAGGAUGUGGAUGAAAAGGAUGGAAAUAUGGCUUCUUUUGAAAGUCCCAAUAUUAACGGCAUCGAGCCUGAGAUCGUGGUUCCCACUGGACCAUUUCGGCACAUCGGCUUGUCCAAAGCUGCGCAGACGCACAAACUCCGCAAACUGCGCUCUCCAGCCAAGUGCCGGCAGUGUGACAGCUAUGUGUACUUCCAGGGGGCGGAGUGUGAGGAGUGUUUCCUGGCCUGCCAUAAACGCUGCUUGGAGACUCUGGCCAUUCAGUGUGGUCAUAAGAAGCUGCUGGGCCGCCUCCAGCUCUUUGGACAAGAAUUCUCCCAAGUGGCUUCCAACAGCUCCGACGGCAUUCCCUUCAUCAUCAAGAAGUGCAUCUGUGAGAUCGAGAGGAGAGCUCUGAGAAUGAAGGGUAUCUACCGUGUGAACGGGGUGAAAACUCGGGUGGAGAAACUGUGCCAGGCCUUUGAGAAUGGCAAGGAGCUGGUGGAGCUGUCCCAGUCCUCUCCACACGACAUCAGCAACGUGCUCAAACUCUACCUGAGACAGCUUCCAGAGCCCAUUAUGCCCUUCCGUCUAUAUAACAGUCUGAUGGGUCUGGCUAAAGAGAGCCUGGCCCUGGUGGGGCCUGAGGGGGCCGAGGCUGGGAAAGGGCCAGACCUGGUGGAUCUGGGCCUGGAGACCGAUCCCAAGCUUAUGACACUGGUGCACCGAAUGAAGGAGCUCAUCGCAGAUCUUCCUAAAGCUAACAUCACCACGUUACGCUACAUAUCACGCCACCUCCGCAGAAUUGCUGAACUGGAAGAGGAGAAUAAGAUGAGCCCCAGUAAUUUGGGUAUUGUGUUCGGACCCUCACUGAUGCGGCCCCGGCCUUCAGGGGCCACGGUGUCUCUUUCCUCUCUGGUGGAUUACCCGUUCCAGGCCCGUGUAGUGGAGACUCUCAUUGUGUUCUUUCCCACCAUCUUCCCAUCCCAGUCUAAUCGUACGGACAGUCCUUUAGUCCACGUAUCAUCACUGCAGCAGGAAAGCAGCGUGGAAGGAGAAGAAUCUGGAGCAAAUGAUGGAGAUGAAGCAGGUCACACUGAGGAGCAUGAAGAAACAGUGGCAGCCAAGCUAAAUGAUGGACUAGAGGGCUCCACAGGCACGCUGGGCUCACUGGAGCACAGUCUGGACUCCGACUCAGAGCUGGAGGAGGAAGGAAGACACGCAGAAGCGCAGAUCCUCAGUUCAUUGGACGAGUGCACCAAUGAGACCCCCGAUCAUCCUCCUGCAGCUGUUGAGCAGAUGAGCCCCUCCGGUUCAGACAGCGAGCCUCCUGCCCUGCCUGAUAGUGAGCCUCCAGACCUCAGCAGUCCAGAGGAGGAGACAGCAGCAAGCCCACUGGGAGAUUAAUCACACAGUUUUACUCCUUAUCUACAGGAACAGAGCACUAGGAUUUACUUAACUGUGGUACAAAGUGUAUGUAUAUACAGGCUCAGGUUCAUAAAAAAACAUCCCAGCGUUUAUCUCAGGCACUGGAGAAUUAGGAGUAAUGGUACAAUAUAAUCUUACAGUAUAUUACCCUGACAUGCCACAUGUCAUAAAACUAUAAGAGGACACAGCCAGUUCAAACCAUACACUGCCAGUCACAAUCAAUACCACCCACAACGCUGUCCACUGUGGGUGGUAAUGCCUUCUAUGACAGAUAACACAUCUUCAUAAAAGGAAUGUCUUAUCAUCUGACACCCACUAUCAGGUCAGGUUCAGCCACACUCACAAGAUAACACCUCACAACCUAUACAAAUGAGGGCAUUUUCAAGCAGCACCCUAAGGUAACAUUUCACGACCCCCUUACAUACUGCUAUCCCAUGACUUUUGGCAUGUCAGUGUAUAAGCACGUCAAUCAGACCAUCUUGGUGGACCAGAUUGGUGUAAUUGUUCUAAGGUACACAAUAAAGUAUUAAUGCUACAAUUUUUAUAAGGGGUCAUUAGCAUAAUGCAGUAUCAAUAUUUCAAAGUUACCACAUAAAGCUUAUAAAUAUAUUGUGCAUAUUGUGUAUUUACCACAGUGAAAAAAUGCAUUACAGUUACAGCUCUGGAAAAAAAUAAAGAGACCACUUAAGUUUCUGAAUCAGUUCUUCUGAUUUAUCGGUAUUGGUUUGAGUAUAAUGAACAUUGUUGUUUUAUUCUGGCACAGCAUUCCUAAAUUCCAAAUACAAAUAUUGUCAUUUAGAGCAUGUAGGCUAUUUCCAGAAAAUGAGAAAUGGCUGAAGUAACAAAAAAAACUUUCAGACCUCAAAUAAUGCAAAGAAAACAAGUUUAUAUUCAUAUUUGGUGGAAUAACCCUAUUUUUAAUUAGUUUUUAUGCAUCUUGGCAUGUUCUCCUCCACCAGUCUUACACACUGCUUUUGGAUAACUUUAUGCCACUCAUGGUGCAAAAAAUCAAGCAGUUCAGCUUGGUUUGAUGGCUUGUGAUCAUCCAUCUUCCUCUAGAUUAUAUUCCAGAGUUUUUUUUUUAUUUGGUAAAAUCAAAGAAACUCAUAAUGUUUCAGUGGUCUCUUAUUUUCUUCUGGAGCUGUAUUGUUGUGUUGGUCAGGGCUGCGAUUUGUGUCUCAGGACUCUUAAUGUGACAUUAUUUUUCUCAACAGUUUUAAUGAUGAACAGUAAAUAUUUAAAUGAUUUUAGUCCACAUAUGUUUGUGAGGGUUUAAAACUAAAUCCUGUUUUUACACUUUUUUAAAGCAGUCUUCAGUUUGGUUGUAUUAUUUAGAAGCCUCCUCAGACCACAUGCUUUAUAUACUAUAUAUUUACAUUUACAUUGAAAUAGUUUAUCAGAUGCUCUUAUGCAAAGUGGCUAAAGAGCCUAGCUCUAGCUAGUGUGAAUGUGUUUAUUAAAUAUGAUCUGUCCGGAGGGUGUAGAUGAGGUUCGGUACCAUUCUUUUUUUACAUCAUAAAUGUAUGCCAGAUUGUUUUAUUGUGAUAUUCUUUUAAUAAAAUCAGCAGAACUACUUCUAUGAAA
Molecule: messenger RNA, 5269 nt
Organism: Astyanax mexicanus (Mexican tetra)
Lineage: Eukaryota; Metazoa; Chordata; Actinopteri; Characiformes; Acestrorhamphidae
Gene: arhgap45b
Product: Rho GTPase activating protein 45b
Exons: 23
Coding region: 212-3664 (1150 amino acids)
Biological process (GO): signal transduction; activation of GTPase activity
Cellular component (GO): membrane
Molecular function (GO): GTPase activator activity
Source: RefSeq, a predicted model, not a curated record